This is a messenger RNA of Grus americana (Whooping crane), 1449 nucleotides long. Its product is annotated as transmembrane protein 14C-like. Gene Ontology annotation, cellular component: mitochondrial membrane. Bases 227 to 922 code for a protein of 231 amino acids. Lineage: Eukaryota; Metazoa; Chordata; Aves; Gruiformes; Gruidae. Gene Ontology annotation, biological process: regulation of heme biosynthetic process. The record is from RefSeq and is a predicted model, not a curated record. The transcript has 6 exons.
CUCUCUACAUUUUUCCAGAUUAAAAAAAUACAAAAUACUUUAUUUACAAGAUGUUUUCCAUCUCCCACUGUUGCGUAACUUCUACAGUGGAAGACUCCUUUUUCUGUUGCACUAGUUGUGCUUGUAAUUUGAAGUAGAUAGAAAUCCUCUACUUCCAUAGAAGGGCUAUACUGAAAUUACUGAUCAAAGCUAGCAGCAGCCUGUAGGCUGCCCAGAGUCGUAGCUCAUGCCACAGAAAAACCAACCCCAAUUUGUCAGCUCUACCCCAUACCUCCACUUCUGGUACAGGACUAGGCUGGACUGGGUACACACGAAUGCAGUUAUAAGGGAGCUUUGCCCCUCACUGAACAAGCACACGAAAACCCCGUCUGCACUAAAGUCUCUCAUUUGCAGGCACCCGGGCUUGCUCGGGCAUCGAUACCCCCCCGGGUAUCUCCUGCCGGGGGAGUUACCCGCAGCUCUGCAGCCGGAAAAGGGAAGUUUGGGGCGGUGCGUUGCUCCCUCACCUCCCCUUCCGCAGUCUGCUCCGCCCCGGGUUGCUGUGGAGCUGGGCCGCCGGGUAGGUGAACGUUGCCCGCGUACCCUCCCAGUUUUCAGUAUGGCCGUGGACUGGCUGGGCUUUGGCUACGCCGCCCUGGUGGCAUCAGGAGGGCUCAUUGGCUAUGCAAAAGCAGGUAGUGUCCCGUCGCUAGCUGCUGGCCUUUUCUUUGGGAGUUUGGCUGGACUGGGUGCCUAUCAGCUCUCACAGAAUCCAAAUAAUGUUUGGAUUUCUCUGAUUACAUCUGGAACACUGACUGCCAUCAUGGGAACAAGAUUUUACAACUCUGGAAAAUUCAUGCCUGCAGGGCUAAUUGCUGGUGUCAGUUUGCUAAUGGUUGGAAGAUUAGCACUGAAGAUGAUGGAAAAGCCCCAUGAUAAAUAACUGUUCGUUUUACAGUUUAAUAUCUGGAUAAGGAAACCUGAUAAUGAAGUUGCAUGAAUGCAGAAACAAGAAGAUGGAAUAAUUUUCUAUAUCAAGACUUUUUUUUUUCCCCCCUUUUUUUAUAUAAAGGGGAGUAGAAUGAUGGGACAGAUUGUUUACAUACAAGGUGUCAUUUGUUUCAGUGUUCUGGUAGAGCUAUUACUGUGUAGUGAGAACCUGGUCCUGAGUUUGAUUUUUCAAGACACAUUUCAGUGCAUAUUAACACUUCCAGUUUUCAUACUCCAAAAUAUACUGCUGACAUGUAUGAAGCAGAGAGGACCUGUAAUUAAGAAAGUAUCCACAAAGAGGUACCGGGCGUAACUGGCUAAAUAAAACAGUGUUUGAACAUGCCUUUCAUACAGUAUGCUUUACCUGUUGCAUUCUGAGUUGAUACACCAUGUCUGUAUAACACCAAACAGAUCUUACCUUUUUAUUGUGAAAUGAUGCUAAAAUGUUGCUUUUCUACAAGUAAAAUCUGUUAUAAACCA